Messenger RNA from Carassius gibelio (silver crucian carp), 2365 nucleotides. RefSeq names its product actin-binding protein WASF3. The record is from RefSeq and is a predicted model, not a curated record. Gene Ontology annotation, biological process: positive regulation of Arp2/3 complex-mediated actin nucleation; actin cytoskeleton organization. Gene Ontology annotation, molecular function: Arp2/3 complex binding; actin binding; protein kinase A regulatory subunit binding. The coding region runs from base 177 to 1622 and encodes 481 amino acids. The transcript has 9 exons. Gene Ontology annotation, cellular component: SCAR complex; cytoskeleton. Lineage: Eukaryota; Metazoa; Chordata; Actinopteri; Cypriniformes; Cyprinidae.
UGCGAACAACCCAAUAAGCCCCGCCCAAAGCGGAUUGUUUGGAAUGGUCAGAUGGACCGAUGGAGACACAGGAUGGCGAUCCGGACCGCUGAAAGCCUGGACAUGUGAGCCAAUAUAAUUUUCAGCAAAAUUCACUUUUGGUAGAGUGCGCUGUGGCUGUAUAAGGGGCAGCAGUCAUGCCGCUGGUGAAGAGGAACAUUGAGCCCAGGCACCUGUGCCGCGGGGUGCUACCGGAGGGUAUCGGGAGUGAGCUGGAGUGUGUGAUGAACAACACACUCUCUGCCAUCAUACGCCAACUCAGCAGUCUCAGUAAACAUGCUGAAGACAUAUUCGGAGAGCUCUUCAACGAGGCAAAUAUGUUCUAUUUGCGGGUGAACUCUCUGCAGGAUCGGAUUGAUCGACUUGCGGUCAAGGUCACCCAGCUGGACUCAACCGUCGAGGAGGUCUCUCUUCAGGACAUAAACAUGAGGAAGGCUUUUAAAAGCUCCAGGGUACAGGACCAGCAGGAGCUGUCCAAGAGCAGCAUACCAAACCCUGUGAUGGAGAUGUACAAUUUGAGUGAUAAACCACCUCCUCUUAAUAAUCUCUCACGCUACAGAGAUGACGGUAAAGAAGGACUGAAGUUCUACACUGACCCCUCAUACUUCUUUGACCUGUGGAAGGAGAAGAUGCUACAGGACACAGAAGACAAGAGGAAAGAGAAGAGAAGACAGAAGGAGCAGAGGCGAUGUGUGGACGGCACACUGCAGAGAGAGGUGAAGAAGGUGCGUAAAGCAAGAAACCGCAGGCAGGAAUGGAACAUGAUGGCCUUCGAUAAAGAACUGAGACCUGACCAUCGACAUUCCCACACUGUGCACAGAGGAGGCUCUACGGAGGGCACCAUGUCCCCGGAGCACAGGUUUCAUGGAGAUCAUGCAGAUCAUGGUUAUCUCUCUAUGGCCAACCAUGCUGGUCAUGCCCACACUUACUCAGGGCCUCCACCCAGUAUGGCGGCCCUGUCAGCUCAUAGUCACAUGACCAUGGACCAGGAUUACCGAGGAGGGUCUAUGGCGUACCGUUCUGGCACACUGGGUCGUCCGCACCAGGCUCCGCCCCCUCCACCAGCAUCAAACAGCAUUAAUGGUUCGGUGACCCUCCCACCUGUCGACUACAGUGUGGAUUACAUGAAUUCAGGAGCGCCGCCUCCACCACCAGCUGUUAUCCCAUCAGCACAAACUGCUUUUGCUAUGCCGCCCAUGGGCCCGGUCCCACCUCCAGGUCAUCUAGGACCAAUGGGAGCAGUUGCUGGCUAUGCCCCACCCAUUCCACCUACCUCUGGACCAAUGGCUGUCCCUCCUCCACCAGUAGCCCCACCCCCUCCCCCCGGUGCAGCUCAAUCCAUCACUCCCAAACGACCCCCUGUGCCUAAUGAGGCCCAGCCCACAAAUGAUGCCCGCAGCGACCUGCUUUCAGCUAUAAGAAUGGGUAUCCAGCUGAAAAAAGUUCAAGAGCAGCAGGAGCAGCAGGCGAAACGUGAGCCGGUGGGCAAUGACGUCGCAACUAUCUUGUCUCGCCGCAUCGCUGUGGAAUACAGUGACUCUGAGGACGAAUCUGAGCUUGAGGACAAUGACUGGUCUGACUAAAACAAUACUAAUGCACAAAAUACACAGACACUCACUGUCUUAUUCACCUGCGGAUGUAAGCAUUGCAUUUCCCAUACACACAAUCAUCUUGUACAGUGUGCAAUUUAGGCGUGAUAUGCCUAAAUUGUUUUCCCUCAGUUUCCCUCAAUUUUUCUAAUGCAUUUUAAAGCAACACUUGUUAAUAAAUUACCGUAUUUUUCGGACUAUAAGUCACACCUGAGUAUAAGUCACAUCAGCCCAAAAAAUACAUCAUGACAAGGAAAAAAACAUAUAUAAGUCACACUGGACUAUAAGUCGCAUUUAUUUAGAACCAAGCACCAAGAGAAAACAUUACCGUCUGCAGCCGCGAGAGGGCGCUCUAUGCUGCUCAGUGUAGACUACAGGAGCAUUGAGCAGCAUAGAGCGCCCUCUCGUGGCUGCAGACGGUAAUGUUUUCUCUUGGUUCAUGUCUCUUAGUUCACUUCUCUUGGUUCAUGUCAAAUUAAUUUUGAUAAAUAAGUCGCACCUGACUAUAAGUCACAGGACCAGCCAAACUAUGAAAAAAAAUGCGACUUAUAGUCCGGAAAAUCCGUUAUAUGGACAUACUGUAUGUAGUGAAUAGCAACUCAAACUACAGAUAAACAAGCAUGUUGAGGUCAGAAGUUUCUGCAUGAAUGUUUCUAUGUAUGUUGAGAAACAUUGGGGUCAGUGAUUAUACUUGUGUGAACUGACCUGAGGGAUUUGAUUAAACUACCUGAAAUGUG